GAAAGUUGCUCGAGAAGUUCAUUGAUGGAUCGUGAAGGAAUCAGAUGAAUCGAGUGUGAAUGACUCGCACCUUCACAAAGUUCAGUUCACUCAAACUUCAAUGGAUGUUCGCGGGAUGCGCGAGAGUUUCCAGUGAAGAAAGUGUUGCAGUGUUUGUUUGACUUCAGCGGAACCGUAUUUGUCAGAAUGGAAACCGGUGUGCCCGCUGAGAAGAAGGACUGUAAAACGUCCUCUCUGGAGGGAAACGGCUUCAGCGAGCUGCCCAAAAAACUAUCAUCUCUGGCCAGAGGCCCCCAUCACAUCUUCCCGACGUUCCAUUCUCCCAUCCCGGUCGACGUGCGGCACCACGAGGGAAGAUACCACUACGAGCCUCACGCUCUUCACGCGUUGCACGGACCUCCAGGGUUAGCAGGCAGCCCGAUGAUCUCUGACAUCUCUCUGAUCCGUCUGUCUCCGGGGGGCGCCGGCGAGUCCACAUUCCUUCAUCCCCACUCUUACGUCUCGCCGCAUGUGGAGCAUUACCUCCGAUCGGCUCACGGCAGUCCCACGCUGUCCAUGAUCUCUGCGGCCCGCGGACUGAGUCCAGCCGAUGUGACCCACGAGCAUCUGAAGGACAGAGGUUUGUUCGGUCUGCCCCCUCCACCUCCCGGUGCCACCCCGGCCGAGUAUUACCAUCUGAUGACCGGUCACAGAAACCCGUACGGAGAGCUGCUCAUGCAGGGGGCGGCGGCGGCUCACCUGCCCGAAUACUUCACACCUGUGGACGUUUCACGCUUCCCCAGUCCUCGUCUGACGCCCCGGCUGAGUCGCAAGCGUGCGUUGUCCAUUUCUCCGCUCUCAGACGCCAGCAUCGACCUUCAGACCAUGAUCCGCACAUCACCCAACUCUCUGGUGGCGUACAUCAAUAACUCUCGCUCCAGUUCAGCCGCCAGCAGCUCGUACGGUCACCUGUCUGUGGGGGGGAUCAGUCCUUCCUUUGCGUUUCCUCCCUCCAUUAAUCCUGUGGCGUAUCAGCAGCUGUUGUGUCAGCAGAGAGGACUCAGUGCGUUCGGUCACACACCACCACUGAUGCAGCCGUCACCCACAUUCACCAGCAGACACCACCCACUGACACUCUCCGCCCUGACCACGCCCACCGCCGCCCCUGACGGCAAGGACUUCAGUGGUGACUCGGCAGUCAGCAGCACAGUGAACCCACUGAACACAAAAAGGUCAAAGGUCAAGACAGAGUUUGACGUGCUGCGACCCUUGUCACCGUGCUCUCCGGACCGUCUGGAUGGUGCAGUGGACCUGAAGGAGGACCUGGACGACUGCAAACAAGAGAUGGAUGUUGUGUAUGAGACGAACUGCCACUGGGACGGGUGCAGUAAAGAGUACGACACACAGGAACAGCUGGUGCAUCACAUUAAUAACGAACACAUCCACGGCGAGAAGAAAGAGUUUGUGUGCCGCUGGGACGAGUGUUCGCGUGAACAGAAGCCCUUUAAAGCUCAGUACAUGCUGGUGGUUCAUAUGCGCAGACAUACAGGAGAGAAACCACACAAGUGCACUUUUGAGGGCUGCUCAAAGGCGUACUCACGUCUGGAAAAUCUCAAGACGCACCUGCGUUCACACACCGGAGAGAAACCGUAUGUGUGUGAGCACGAGGGCUGUAAUAAAGCUUUCUCUAACGCUUCAGACCGGGCCAAACACCAGAACCGCACACACUCCAAUGAGAAACCUUACGUGUGUAAGAUCCCCGGCUGCACCAAGCGCUACACGGACCCCAGCUCGCUGCGCAAACACGUGAAAACCGUCCACGGGCCCGACGCUCACGUCACCAAGAAGCAGCGCGGCGACCUGCCGCCUCGCCAGCACCCGCCCAAAGAAAACGGUGAGAAUGAGUCGGGAAAUAAGCAGAUGACACGCGUGACGGAGGAGAAACUGGAAGGCAACGGCACAGGCAGAGGAGUGGACGACUACCUGCAGGUCAAAUCUAUUAAGACUGAAAACUCUAUGAUGUAUCAGUCCAGCCCUGGUGGUCAAUCAUCAUGUAGCAGCGAGCCGUCACCGAUUGGCCGUGCCACCCACCAUGACGGUGGAGUAGAGCCGGCAGGACACAGCGGGGGCAGUCUGGGAGAUCUGAGCGGAUUGGACGACGCGCCCCUAGUGGAUUCCACCACCGUCUCCACGGGAAUGUUGGGCCUUCACCUGCGCAGAUGCCCCGCCCACAGACUCUCACACCUGAAGCAAGAGAAGCUGAAAUCAGUGAGGGAGUCCUGCUCUUGGGCAAACACGACACCUCCUGCCCCCUGCACCAAACUGCCCCCCAUUCACAUCGGUUCAUUAUUGGAAAAUGGUCUCUUUGAUCCAGCGCUCACCAUCUCCAGCCCAUGUCUGAGUGACCUUUGCCCCGGUGAGACUACGCUUCUUAGUCAGCUGGUGGAGCGUCGGGACAGUCUGGGCAGCACCAUCAGCUCCGCCUACACCCUCAGUCGCCGUUCUUCAGGAAUCUCCCCGUGCUACUCCAGCCGGCGGUCCAGUCAGGCCUCACAACCGGGAGGUCGCCUGAAUAACAUCAGCUCGGCGGACUCAUACGACCCCAUCUCCACCGACAUGUCCCGACGCUCCAGUGAAGGCAGCCAAUGUGGAGAACUCCCAAGUAUGCUCAGUCUCACGCCCGCCCAACAUUACAGACUCAAAGCAAAGUACGCUGCUGCCACAGGAGGAGCUCCACCCACCCCUCUACCCAACAUGGACCUCGUUAGUCCGAAGGCUCGGAUGGCCUUAUUAGGCGAUUCCUAUGACAUGACAUCAUUGCCUGUACAUCCCCCAACGGUUCCCAGAAGGUGUAGUGACACCAUUUACACUAACAGUAGGGUUUUACCCCAUCAGGUGCCAGGCAACAUCCCACGAAGGGCGAGUGACCCGGUGAGACGACUAGGUGAGCAGCGUUCUCUUGGUCAGCGCUUCUACAGCAUGACUAAUGUGAACCCCAGCCGACACUUUGCUCUUCAGACCUGCAACCCACCUGAGGGGAACAUGAACCAUCACCCGUAUCCAUCCCGGCCUCCUAGCAUCUCUGAGAAUGUCGCUAUGGAAACCACGGCGAGCGACAGUCUUGAUGAUGGCAUAAUGUUGCCAGAUGAUGUCGUUCAGUACCUCACAUCUCAGAACAGAAGCUCCGGGCAGCAUACCGGGUCAGUGUACCGCCAUCAGGGCGUCCACGGCUUCGGUUCCCAACAUCGACGGCAUGCACUGGUGGAGAGCAACAUAAAUGAUGGACAUCGACCGACAGCAGCUUCCUGUCACAUGAGUCCUGCCGCUCAGAAGACGUUCACGGGUUCCCCCAAGAGUCAGAUGCCGGUCCAAUUGAACGAGGUCAGUUCUGGGACGGUGGAGUCAUCUCCCAAGCAAGGAACUGGGCGGGGAAACCUUCAUCAAAAACAAAACCUCAGCCCCUUUCACAACCUCAACUCCAACCAACAGAUCGGCUUCAUGAGUCAAAACCUCGCUCACGCUGCCCAGCAGAAUCUAGAGCAACACAAUAUUGAGUUUAACUCUCAGAUGCAAGCGCUGCACCAGACGAACACAGAGCAGAACUUUAUACAUGGAUACCAUCAGGGCUCCAAUGACAUCGCCAACAUGACGGGACUCGUGUCCGUGAAACCUCAAACCAGCCGGGUGCGAGUUCAACCCACGGCUGGUCAAACUCAAAACUAUUCCCAGAUGAACACGAGCCAGCAAGCUUACGCCAUUCAGAAUCCCACACUGAACGGAAACCACAGACUCGUGCACCCGCGGCCGCCCACAGAACCCAAACCACACAGCCGGCAACUCUCAGGGCCGACACAACAACUCAGUUACCCACAGUCCAACUUCAGCCCAGCAUACGACAGUUCAGAGGCCAGCCCAAAAAAAUCUGCCAACGUCAACAGCACCCACACCAGCGCCAUGAUGUACACGGGACAGAUUCACAUGUUCGACUCCAGCAGUCUGGUGAUGAUGGACGGUGUCGCCGUGGCUGCGGUGGGUUCUCCUGAAACCAAUCACGUCUCCAGCACGGUGGAUUCAAGUGAGCCGGAGCAUCCGCAGAUCGACUUUGAUGCCAUGCUGGAUGACGGCGACCACUCCAGCCUCAUGUCAGGAACUUUAAGCCCCACCCUCCUCCGCAGCCUAUCCCAGAAUUCCUCACGCCUCACCACACCCCAGAACUCCGUGACUUUACCGCCGGUGGCCGCGGGAAUCGGCAACAUGGCCAUCGGAGACAUGAGCUCCAUGCUCAGCACGCUGGCGGAGGAGAGCAAGUUUCUUAACAUGAUGUCAUAGGACGGACAGAAAGUACGAGCGUUACGUUUGUGAUGAGUGACGACAGGGAUGUAAUGCUUUUGUUAAAUGCUUUUUGAAGUGUAUCAUUCUGUAUGAUAUUAGUUUGGUAGUGUUUUUGUUGAAGAAGCCAUACUUUGCCUUAGACAAGUUCAAGUACGGCACAUAUAUAAACCCACAGAGAGUUUGAUAAGAGACGGUCCUGUAUUUUUAUACGACUUUUGAAAAUGUGUGCAGGAACAAGUGCCUCUCUGUGCACGAGCAGAUGCAGAAAUACAUUAUACGAACAGAGCGGGACUUUAUCUUUCUGUGGAUACAAAGAGCUUUUGUUUAUUGUGUAAAUGAAAUGUAAUAUUCUACUUCUUAUCCAUGUUUGUACUCGACAGAAUCGAUGUCUCAAAAUAAUACACAGAUAAAAUAUAAAUGUGAAACUUUAAGAAAAAAGUUUGUACUCUUGUUUUGAUUGACUGAAGAUGGAAAUGAUAAGAAAAUGUGAUGGUGCUGAAGACUCACAUCUCAACUGGUUAUACUGGACUGAUGUUUAGACCGUCUUAUUCUACACCGACUCCAUUUACAG
Triplophysa dalaica is the source of this 4882-nucleotide messenger RNA. It is a transcript of the gene gli2b, whose product is annotated as GLI family zinc finger 2b. The transcript has 14 exons. The record is from RefSeq and is a predicted model, not a curated record. Gene Ontology annotation, biological process: regulation of transcription by RNA polymerase II; smoothened signaling pathway. NCBI's taxonomy places the organism in Eukaryota, Metazoa, Chordata, Actinopteri, Cypriniformes, Nemacheilidae. Gene Ontology annotation, cellular component: nucleus. The coding region runs from base 187 to 4308 and encodes 1373 amino acids. Gene Ontology annotation, molecular function: RNA polymerase II cis-regulatory region sequence-specific DNA binding; DNA-binding transcription factor activity, RNA polymerase II-specific.